UGCAUCUGCAGCCUCAUGCGACAACCCUCAUAUGAAUAAAUAUAACAUUGUAACCCCAGUCUGCUCUCUGCUCAUUCUUACUUUGAAACUUCUCCAUCAAAUUUACACUCACCAACCCCAUUACUUACCUUUAGUCACUCAUUUCCCCUUUUAUUUCAAUAAAACCAUUGCCUCUUUGGUUCCCGAACGUCACAGGAGACACCAUAUAUAUCAGAACUCAGAAAACCUAAAUGAUUUGUCAGUUAGUUCAUGGGAACCUUAUGGCAGUCUAUACAUGGAACUGCUGCUCGUGUUUCUACGAUCGUCAUGGAUAAAGAAUACGAUCAUGAUAGGGACGGCCUCAAGUGUAAUAACUUAGAAAGCCGUCCAUGGUCUGAACGCCCGCCACAGCUGAGUGUUACAAACUCCAGGACAAAUCAAGCGGAACAGACCUAUAUCGACGACGAACAGCAUAUUUCCCCCCCUAUUCUCUCCACUCGACUCACCAUGUCAAUGUGUAGAAGUCUUGACUCUAAAUCAAGAUCCUUUCUACCAUCAAAUCAGAUCGAUACUAUAACGCCACAACUAGUGAAGGAAGAGCUCGAUAGAGCUAUGCCAACACUCUCCGAAUCCGCCCUCUACAACUAUACCGCUCAGAUUCUAGGUAUCACCAUCGACGAUGCUACUGGUCGGGGAAAAAACUCUCAGAAGUCGAGCCUCGAGUCACAAGUACCGGAGGCUCGACUUCUGAAAACGUUUAUAACCCUGGUUCUCAUUGGCAAAGUUGAAACGAUCCCAUUAUUUAUUGUUUGCGGAUUUACGGAUUCCUUGCUCCCAAUCGGCCACGCUCACUUCCAAGAUGAAAAGGCACCGCGACCUUAUCCCCCAUCACUAGUAUUACUAGUCACACGGUGUUUCGACAAGUGGAAAAUGUCUAGUAUCGACGCCUUUAUAGAGACUCAAUGGGUAGUCCUGUCCCCAUUUCUCAGCGCACCAACAACAGAUGUCUCUCUCUACGAUUUCUCCGCGCAAACUAUCCUCCCCAUUUUCGACGAUGAUGCCGCUGCCACGCCCUCCAUCAAAAUUGGUGGCUACAGUACUGUUCGAAAAGUUAAAAUCCAUCAUCGACAUCACGAUUUUGGGGAUGAUCAGGACAAUCCAUACUUCGCUCUGAAAAAACUACGCUCCCAACAAAUUGAAGACUUUCAGCGCGAAGUAGCCGCUCUAAGACCAUUCGUGGUCUCCCCACAUCCACACGUUGUUAAACUUCUGGCAGCGUUCCGGCACGAAAGUUCGUUCUACCUGCUCUUCCCAUGGGCUGAAGGAGGCAGUUUGCACUCUUUCUGGAAAGACAACCCAAACCCGGUCCCAGAUGCGUCUCUCUCAAGAUGGGUCUCAGAACAAUGUCUUGGAAUUGUCACUGCCCUGUGUCAAAUCCAUCAUGGCCACUCUACACUCGAGGCAAAUUCAUCACACUACGGGCGACAUGGAGAUAUAAAGCCUUUGAAUAUUCUUUUAUUCAAAAAGAAAAUUCGCAGUAAAAAUCUCGUUUGGACGCUCGGCGACUUUGGUCUUGGUACACUAAACCGCCAGAUGGAAAGAAACAGAGGUGACCACCCUAUCGGAUUCUCGCCCACUUAUAGGGCCCCGGAACUUGACAUAAAAGGGACGAUUGACAGCGCCUACGAUAUUUGGUCCCUCGGAUGCGUCUUCCUUGAGCUUCUCACUUGGAUGCUUUGCGGGUGGGAAGGGGUCAAGUCUUUCGCCCUCUCUCGAGUCGACGUAGACCAACGAACUGACAAAGCGGGGGACAGAGACGACGGGUUCUUUAGGAUCGUCGCAAGACAAGGAGGUUCACCAGAUGCACAGCUCAAAACAAGCGUUGUUCUAUGGGUCAAUAAUCUCACCACGGCAAAGGCAACAAGUCCUUAUAUUACGGACUUGGUGAAUCUUACACGCAAUGACCUACUCGAUACCAACAGGGAAACGAGAGCCAGCAUCUCACGAGUUGUGGAGAAACUUCAAUGUCUUCGACAGAGAUGUUUAGAGGACCCAACGUACACGGUAGCUAUUCCGCGGCCUCGCAAACCGCCGUGGCCAACCCGAAAGCUCACAAGCCUUCACCAAAACAACUCUUCAGUAUUGAAAAGCAAAACCCAACCAAUCAAUUUCAAUAUGGACCAAUUAUCAAGCUCUAACGGGCUGGAUCUCACAGAUUCAACAGCAGUAUCCCGACAGGGUCCCUUUUGGCCCAACUUCAGUGAACCUUAUGGCAGAGAUGAUGAUAUUGCAUUAUUUAAUUUUUCUCCAAACGGUAUGAUGCCUAUAGAGGGUGCAUCGGGUGGCCGUCAGUUCGGCGUACUACCUCAUCGAUAUGUCCUCCCUAAGGGGCAGACUUCUCCUACUCAAAGUAUUCUCGGGGAUCUAAAAAGCCGGAGACGAGUCUUCGACGAUAUGACCGGCUACGACAACAUGAGCCACGAGCCGAAAAAGAAAAAAGUGCGUAAGAAAGGGGGCACACUAACCCAGAAUAUUUCCAAGGAUAAACCGCCAGAUAUUCCGGAGCAGAACCCGCUUCAAGCAACCGGCUAUGAAGUCGUAGAACCGUCGGGACCUGAUGUAGAGGGGAAACUAUUCGCCUGUCCAUUCUACAAACAAAAUCCGGGGAAAUAUAACACGAAAGCCUGGAAAGCGUGCACUAUACCUGAAGGUCGAACGAUAAAUAGAUUGAAAGAGCAUAUAUACCGUAACCACUGUUCCGCCCGCCGUCGAUGCGACCGUUGCUUCGACGAGUUUGAAAAUAUGUACGAUCUCCAACAGCACCGUCGUUCGGAGACACCUUGUCUAAUACGAGAUUCUCAUAACUGUAUCGACACUAUUGAUGAGACACAGAAAGGCGAGAUCCGGAAGAAACAGCGUGGGAUAUCGGAAGAGGAGAAGUGGAAGAAGAUAUAUAGGAUCAUAUUCAAACUAGAUCCGACUUCCGAGGUCCCAUCACCUUACUGCGAUGCGAUUGAAAAGGAAUCUGGCGCAGGAGAUAAUCAAGACGGCACCGACACACUUGCCAAGUUCGAGGCUUUCCUUCAUCAUCUAGUAGAUGAUGAUCGCCAGAACGCGUCGGAAAUCGACAGUUGCCUCAACCUCGUCAAGCGCUUUCGUCGAGAACACGCGCAAGAUCAACCAGUAGAGACCAUAUUAUCCGAGAUGCCGUCUCUAACCUGUGACUAUUCCGACGGUACCGCCUGGACAUCUGAGUCGCAGGGGUUUCCAUCAUCAACACUGACAACCAUAGACGACGACACACAUUCUGCUGACUUCUCCACUGCCGGUACGGAUCAGCUACCCGCUCCUCCAUUCUGGGAUGACUCGUUCGCGGCACAUUUCAACAAGGUCUUCUCGUCGGAUAAACCGUAUAGUUUCCCGGACACCCUCGACUUAAGGGACGAUGGUGGGACGCUACCAGGAGGGUAGUUGAAGCCGCGUGUCCUCCGUUUUUAGACGUGAUUUCCCCUUUAUGUCGAGAUACCAGUUAUGGGUGUAUGUGCCGUGUUUGCAUGGGAUAGGGGGAAAAAGUAACGGUUUUAUAUAUGAGAAGAUUAAUUUCUAUUUCCUCCGAGGAUAUCAUGAGUUAUGACUACGGGCUAGGAUUUUCGAUAUGGGGUCUAUUUUUAUUUAUUUAUCUUUCAUGUCUCUUAAUAUAGGUGUAGUGGUGCGAAUAGAAUUACUUACAAAUAAGUCGUGAGGUGUAUUGUUUUGAGUAUGAC
This is a messenger RNA of Daldinia loculata, 3743 nucleotides long. RefSeq lists its product as uncharacterized. Bases 250 to 3450 code for a protein of 1066 amino acids. The transcript has 5 exons. Lineage: Eukaryota; Fungi; Ascomycota; Sordariomycetes; Xylariales; Hypoxylaceae. The record is from RefSeq and is a predicted model, not a curated record. Gene Ontology annotation, biological process: peptidyl-serine phosphorylation; peptidyl-threonine phosphorylation. Gene Ontology annotation, molecular function: protein serine/threonine kinase activity; ATP binding.